Molecule: messenger RNA, 2433 nt
Organism: Venustampulla echinocandica
Lineage: Eukaryota; Fungi; Ascomycota; Leotiomycetes; Helotiales; Pleuroascaceae
Product: Transcription factor
Exons: 3
Coding region: 1-2433 (810 amino acids)
Biological process (GO): regulation of transcription by RNA polymerase II; DNA-templated transcription
Cellular component (GO): nucleus
Molecular function (GO): RNA polymerase II cis-regulatory region sequence-specific DNA binding; DNA-binding transcription activator activity, RNA polymerase II-specific; zinc ion binding
Source: RefSeq, a predicted model, not a curated record
AUGGGACCUUUAUUGAUUAGCAGGCGAUUGCUCAAUCCAAAUCUACGCCCACUAAGCUCGCCAAGCGCACCUACGUCACAAAACGUCUCUUCACCUCAGCCAAAUAUCUUACGGCUGAGAGCAGCGCCGUCUUUGUCUGCUUCUUCAAGUUCCAGCACGCCACCAAUGGAGAGACCUCGCCGGCGCCGAAGACCAGCAUUCUCGUGCCUGGAAUGCAGGCGACGAAAGAUAAAGUGCGAUCGGGAAGAUCCGUGCUCACAUUGCGUCUCUGUCGCGAUCCAGUGUGUGCACAAGGUCUUUCGAGAUGCGCCCGAGACCUCCCCCGUCCAAAGCAGUACGCAGGGCCGAACAGCAGUCUCCUCACCAGUUGAUACCCCAUCCUCCCGUGCCCAAAGCCGACAAUCUCGUACACAUAGAAUCGUAAACGAAAAGGGCAGAGUGACGUCCAGGCCUCUCGUCGCCAGAGCGGAUAUAUCACAGUCCACACCAGCACUAACACUCGCGGGGCAAAUAGAAGCCACCACAGCUCAGACCCCACCAACCACCCGUGCCGAAGAUGAGCAGCCAAGUGUACAUGCUCUUUUACGACGGAUACAGCAUCUCGAGGAUUCUCUGGCAACGAGUCCCGUACUUGCGCACUCUGAGCCUGGAGGGGAAUUGAUUGAUCGCCAACCGGUGCAUCAAAAUACACGGGUCAGCCUCUACAAGACAAGGACCUUAAAAUGGAGCUACUGGUUGGGUAUGGCUGAUGAGUUUGACCUUAUCGUAGCUUGCUAUUCCGCGGCUGGCGGCGGCCUCUUUGCUAGCUACGGCGAAACAGACGACGACGACAAGCCGAACUCCUUCCACGGGCCUGAGAUUGAAUCCCUGCUUGAAGAGAUUGGGGAUCUCCUGCGAAAGUCUAAAGUGUUCGCAAAACGUCUUAAGACGGGGCGACCAAGCAAGUCUCUCGGAGGAGCUGGCUUUGAUCUUCGCCCCCCCUCCCGCGAGCUGGCAGACACCAUGGUCGAUCUCUACUGUACCUCUUUCGAGUCGGUGUAUCGGAUAAUUCACGUGCCUUCGUUUCGUUCCGAGUACCAGAGAUACUGGGACAACCCAGAGAGUGCCACGGCCAGUCAGUGUCUCAAGAUCCUCCUGGUAAUCAGCAUAGGGUCAAGUCUACACAACCAUGGGAAUGCCACCACGGGUCUACGACAAAAGGUACAACAAUGGGUCCAUGCUGCUCAGGCAUGGCUUUCCGGCCCGCUGGAAAAGGAUCGCCUGGACGUCAGGGGGCUCCAGGUCUACUGCUUGGUGAUCCUUGCACGACAGAUCUUCUCAAUUGGCGGCGACCUAGUUUGGGUGUCGAUGGGGUCGGUAAUUCGUACGGCCAUGCAGAUAGGGCUUCAUCACGAUCCCAAACACCUCCCGGCGAUGUCGUUACUACAGGCUGAACUCCGAAGGCGGUUAUGGGCUACUGUGCUCGAGAUGGCAAUACAGUCGUCCCUAGACUCGGCGAUGCCGCCCAUAAUCUCCUUAAACCAUUUUGAUACCGAAGCACCUUCAAACUACAACGACGAUGAGAUUGAUGAGUCGACUAUCGAGCUCGUGCCCCAUCCGAGAAGCACCUACACAACUUCCUCAAUACAGCUUAUCCUCCUCGACUCGAUACCGACACGCCUCCGCAUUCUCCAGCUACUCAGCGGCCUUAAAGCAGAACUAUCUUACCAGGACGCGCUUUCACUGAGUUCGGAACUGACCGAUUCAUAUUCUGCAUACAGGAAAUUCGGCCAAGAGAACAUCAACUCUGGUAUGACCCCAUUCCACAGGAAUCUGAUCGAUUAUUUCGUACGCCGAUUUCUAAUCCCCCUACACUGUUUAUUUUCCAGCAAGGCGCAGGCAAACCCGAUUUUCUAUUCUCUCAAAGUUAACCUAGACGUUGCUAUGGCCAUCGUCUCUCCCGAACCAGACGAAGGCUUCUCACGAAUCAUGGCUACCGGAGGGGGGCUGUUCCGCGAGGGUUUCUGGUAUGCAACAUCUAUCAUCGGCCGCGAGAUUCUUUCGCAAGUCUCAGUGCAGCAUCGAGAGGGGACGCUCCUUCGCAAUGCCCAGCACCGAGAGCUUCUCAAGCAAGCCGUGAGGGAUAUGAUCUCUUUGGCGGUGGCGAGGAUGCACCAAGGCGACACCAAUGUCAAGAUUCACAUGUUUCUGAGUAUGAUAUUGGCACAAACCGAAGCUACGGAAGAAGGCGUGCCAUGUGAGCUCAUGAUUGCACAAGGAGCAAGGGACAGCCUUCAGUUAUGUCAUGAUCUGCUGCAGACACAAGCCGGCACUGAGCCCGUGCCGUAUUACGACGACGCGGCCGUCACGUCCUCAACUUUGGAUUGGCUGCCGGAAAACUCGCUUUGGGACUUUGACCUGGAAUUCUUUCUGCCUGAUCUGGGGCUUUCGUAG